AUGACGGAUAUUCCUUCUUCCACAAAUGAGUUGGAUUUCUCACCAAGACACUUGCCCAGGAACGGCUCUGUGCGAUCUGAGCUGCCGGUAUCCCUGGAGGACUGGAGUGAUGGUGAGAAGGAGCUGGACUGUGGCAGAAGCUCUCCAGGCCACUCUCACAAGACCCCCUUUCUCUGUGGGUCUCGCCAAGGCAAGGACGUUGCCAAUGCCACUCCUGGGACUGAGGAAAGGGAGGCAGAAUUGCAUCUGUUUUGGCUUUCCCAUCACAAGCCCCGGCAGUACAGGAAGCCAGGGCUUGCAGCUGAAGACACGGAGAAGCGUGGGGCUAGUGCAGGAGAAGCAAAGCCUUCCCAUGGGAGCCACCUAGUGCUGCAGGAUGCAUGCAAGAAGAAGGGACUUAAGGAGAAUGGUCAGGAGGCACAGGAGAGGUUGGACGCUAGAACGCCUUGCUCAGAUGACAUUGUGCAGCUGAUAGAUGAGCGUGGGGUGUAUUCCUCAGCCAAGCUGGUGCCUGCCACAGAGGCAGCCCGCUCGCCAUGCCCGCAGCGGCAUUUGGACUGCAGCAGUGGGGAGGAGUUUGAGAUCCGGCAGGUGAUCGUGGACGAGAAGCCCUUUCAGUGUGCUGUCUGCACUAAGGCUUUCAAACGGGCGUGGGAGCUCUUCAGCCAUGAGGUGGUGCAUAAUGAGGAACGCCCCUUCUGCUGCCAGCUAUGCCAGGCCUCGUUCAAGCGCCACUCGGACUUCAAGAGCCACGCCCUCGUGCACACGGAAGAGCGGCCCCAUCGCUGCGAGCUCUGUGGCAAGCGGUUCAAGCGGGCAUCCAACCUGGCCGAGCACCGCCGCAUCCACUCGGGGGAGCGGCCGCACCGCUGCGCUGCCUGCACCAAGCGCUUCAAGACCCCCUACGAGCUGCAGCGGCACAUGCUGACGCACUGCGCUGAGAGGCCCUUUGCCUGCGCCGCCUGCGGGAAGGGCUUUGCGGCGGCAGGAGCCCUCCUGCUGCACCAGCGGCAGCACUGCGACGACAAGCCCCACGUCUGCGGCGUCUGCGGCAAGCGCUUCGCCUACGGACACAGCCUGCGCGUCCACGAGCGGGUGCACACAGGGGACCGGCCGUUCUCCUGUGCCCUUUGUGGCAAGGCCUUCAAGCAGUCAAACGCCUUGGCCUCGCACGAGCGAGUGCACACGGGGGAGCGUCCCUUUGCAUGCCCCACGUGCGGCAAGGCCUUCAAGCAGUCGUCAUACCUGGCUAUCCAUGCACGCUCGCAUACCGGUGAGCGGCCCUAUGCCUGCGGAGCCUGCAGCAAGGCCUUUGCACGGCCCUCCCUGCUCCUGCAGCACCAGCGCGUCCACAGCAGUGACCGGCCCCACCGGUGCCGACACUGCGGCAAGCUCUUCAAGGACUUGGCCUACCUGGCGGUGCAUGAGAAGGUGCAUACAGGCGACACUCCUUACAAGUGCCCCAUAUGUCAGAAGGGCUUUGCACAUCCUUCAAACCUACUGCAGCACCAGAGAAUCCACCGGGAUGGAUAG
This is a messenger RNA of Varanus komodoensis (Komodo dragon), 1533 nucleotides long. Its product is annotated as zinc finger protein 501-like. Lineage: Eukaryota; Metazoa; Chordata; Lepidosauria; Squamata; Varanidae. Gene Ontology annotation, molecular function: RNA polymerase II cis-regulatory region sequence-specific DNA binding; DNA-binding transcription activator activity, RNA polymerase II-specific. Gene Ontology annotation, biological process: regulation of transcription by RNA polymerase II. The record is from RefSeq and is a predicted model, not a curated record. Bases 1 to 1533 code for a protein of 510 amino acids. The transcript is spliced from 2 exons. Gene Ontology annotation, cellular component: nucleus.